AUGGAUCAGAGGCUCCACGAAGCAGCAAUCCAAGGCGAUGUCAUAAUAUUACAUCAAAUAGUCAAAGAAGAUCCACUAGUUCUUCAUAGAGUUAACUCCGGUUGGUUCGGUGGGAGUCCUUUGCAUGUGGCUGCAUUGUACGGACAUGCAGACUUCGUGACCGAGGUUCUGCAUCUGAAUCCAGAACUUACUGAAGUUCUGGACUCUUCACAACACUCAGCCCUUCACUUAGCAUCAGCUAAAGGGCACGUUAAGAUUGCACAAACGUUGAUAUCUGCAAAUCCAGACAUAUGCUUAGCUCGUGACAAAGAUGGUAGAAACCCUCUCCAUCUUGCCGUCAUGAAGGGUAAGGUUGAUGUAUUGAAAGUGUUGGUACAAGCCUGCCCACAUGCCGCUCAAGUUACCAUGGACCGAGGUGAAACCAUCGUACAUCUAUGUGUGAUGCACGAUCAAUUAGAUUCUCUCAAGCAAUUAGUGAAUACUAUUAAAAGUAAAGAGUUUGUGGAAGCAAAAGAUGGUAGAGGCAAUACCAUAUUACAUCUAGCUGUGGCGAAUAAACAAAUUGAGGUCUUAAAAUACUUGCUUACUAAUGCGACGGUAGAUGUAAAUUUAGCCAAUGCUAGCGGGUACACAGCAUUGGACAUUUUUGCACAAAUUAGAAAGGAUAUGAAAAUUUCUGAUAAUAUCAUAGAUAGUAUGGAAGAUGAACUCCAAAAAGCUGGAGCCAUAAGAGGCAAGGAUCUCACAUGGGUUCAGUGGCUGCCAAAGAAAAAGGAAACAUUAAUGGUGGUGGCAUCACUCAUUGCAACAAUAGCUUUUCAAGCGGGGGUAACCCCUCCGGGCGGUGUUUGGCAAGAUAAUUCAAAUGGACAUAUAGCUGGGGAAGCUGUAAUGGCUUAUAAUUUUCCAGAAUUAUUCCCGCAUUUCCUCCGUGCUAACACGAUGGGAUUUGUUACAUCUCUGAGCACAAUCAUGCUGCUCACAAGUGGAUUGCCAUUUAAGAGAAAGAUUUUCGUGUGCAUUCUUGUUGUGCUCAUGUGGCUGACAAUUACAUCAAUGGCAGGAGCAUAUGCAAUUUCUAUUAUUGUGAUCGCACCAAAAAUUUACAAGACAUCACUCGGUCAUACUACUGUAAUUGCACUCACCGUGUGGUACAGUCUAAUGACAAUUCUUCUCUUAGCGCAGAUGGUUCGUUUAAUAGGAAAGGCGUUUGAGGAGGAACAUAGUAGACAUCUAGUUGCCAAGAGAAUUCAAAAAUUCAGCACGGUCAAAUCACUCCUAAGGCAUCUAAAUGGAUCUUCGAAUUCAGUUCAAUUGAGCCAUACUAAUGUCUGA
This is a messenger RNA of Camellia sinensis, 1335 nucleotides long. NCBI's taxonomy places the organism in Eukaryota, Viridiplantae, Streptophyta, Magnoliopsida, Ericales, Theaceae. The record is from RefSeq and is a predicted model, not a curated record.